GCGGAUUUUGAUGUUGAUCACUUUGUAUCAGACUGCAGGAAACGUGUGCAGUUGGAAGAGCUCAGGGAGGAUCUAGAACUCUAUUACAAACUCCUUAAAACUGCUAUGGUAGAACUCAUAAAUAAGGACUAUGCAGAUUUUGUUAACCUUUCAACAAAUCUAGUUGGCAUGGACAAGGCUCUGAAUCAGCUUUCAGUGCCCUUGGGACAGUUAAGGGAAGAAGUUAUGAGUCUUAAGUCAUGUGUCAGUGAAGGAAUUCAAGCAGUAGAUGACCGGAUGACUAAACAAGAAGAUAUCAGAAGAAAAAAGAUGUGUGUCCUGAGACUUAUUCAUGUUAUUCAGUCUGUUGAGAAAAUUGAGAAGAUUCUACAUUCCCAAGGCCCUAAAGAACUGUCCUCAUUAGAGGGAAACAGCCCACUCUUAACUGGUCAAGUUUUAGAGAGAAUUGCCACAGAAUUUAAUCAACUACAAUUUCAUGCAGUACAAAGCAAAGGAAUGCCCCUUUUGGACAAAGUGAGACCACGUAUAGCUGGAAUAACAGCUAUGUUGCAGCAGUCUCUGGAGGGGCUGCUCUUGGAAGGCCUUCAGACUUCAAAUGUUGACAUAAUACGUCACUGUCUUCGCACUUAUGCCACAAUUGACAAAACACGAGAUGCAGAGGCAUUAGUUGGUCAAGUGCUGGUAAAACCUUAUGUAGAUGAGGUGAUUGUGGAACAGUAUGUUCAGUCUCAUCCUAAUGGCCUCCAGGCUAUGUACAAUAGACUGUUGGAGUUUGUUCCUCAUCAUUGCCGUCUCCUGCGUGAGGUAACAGGAGGAGCAAUUUCGAG
Molecule: messenger RNA, 827 nt
Organism: Acanthisitta chloris (rifleman)
Lineage: Eukaryota; Metazoa; Chordata; Aves; Passeriformes; Acanthisittidae
Product: conserved oligomeric Golgi complex subunit 2-like
Exons: 7
Biological process (GO): Golgi organization; protein transport; intra-Golgi vesicle-mediated transport
Cellular component (GO): COG complex; membrane
Source: RefSeq, a predicted model, not a curated record